This is a messenger RNA of Trichoplax adhaerens, 675 nucleotides long. RefSeq lists its product as uncharacterized. The coding region runs from base 1 to 675 and encodes 224 amino acids. NCBI's taxonomy places the organism in Eukaryota, Metazoa, Placozoa, Uniplacotomia, Trichoplacea, Trichoplacidae. The record is from RefSeq and is a predicted model, not a curated record. The transcript has 5 exons.
AUGACUGCAUAUCGCCAACAAAUUGAUGACCAAAAUCUAACUACUACGAAUACUACCGGUAAUGAUAGUCAGAUUGGUAGUACAGCUUUACCAACGGCAGAAUCGAAAACUGAUACCUUCUCAACAGAAGCUAUAUCGGAUAAUGUGCUAGCUAAUAAGAAACCACCGAGUCCAUACUUAAUGGUAGAAUCCUAUUUCAACUUCGUAACGAAUUGUUUUCAUACUUCAAAGUUUUGCGAAAGUGAAGUAAAUAAGGAUGCUCAGGUCUACAGUAAAUUUCUUAGACAAGGCAAGGAAAAUAACAUUAGCAGCCAUCUUGAACUACAAAGUUUUAAUUAUUUUAAAACCUAUGUAACCUACCGACCUUUAUUGCAGACCAAUUACGUAACGCUGCAACCUUAUACCGGCUCUUUUAUUGAAAUUCCGGAAAUAAGUGAUCGGUGCACUGAAGGGAAAGUAUAUAGUGCACGUCUUAAAAUUGAUAAGAAAAUAAAAGUUAAAGAAUUAUUAGAAAAGUUUCCGUGUCGACUUCGAUUUAAUAAAGACUGUCGGAGAACAUGUCAUAGUUCCGUAUUCAGGAAUACUGAAAUUAAACCGGACGGUUUACAACCUCUAUGUGAGAUUAUGCAGUUUAACUGCAAGUUUUCUUGUCCGUCGUUAGCAGGACAGCAGUAA